Messenger RNA from Exserohilum turcica Et28A, 981 nucleotides. RefSeq lists its product as uncharacterized. Bases 1 to 981 code for a protein of 326 amino acids. The record is from RefSeq and is a predicted model, not a curated record. Gene Ontology annotation, molecular function: hydrolase activity. The transcript has 3 exons. Lineage: Eukaryota; Fungi; Ascomycota; Dothideomycetes; Pleosporales; Pleosporaceae.
AUGACCCAGUAUCCCGACCCAUUCAGCCAGGCUGCAAAGCUUGAUUCACGGAUCAUUGCUCGUCCACCGUAUGACCCUGAACUCGCCAAGUUGCUCGAUGCUACUACAAUUCCCGUGGAGUUCGACCUUGAUCUGAUGCGUGGGGUCUCAAAAGACGAGUAUCAAUGUCCGCAUGGUGAGACGCAGGAGACGGAAUUCAGUGCCAAUACGAUUCUCAAAGAUAAACCAUUUCUUGUCCAUGAGGAGUAUUCAGUUCCUGGUCCAGACAACACUACACUCGUCCUAUCUGUUUUCACGCCAAAGAAGCCCGCGAGUACUCAAAGGCCCGUUUUGUACCAUAUGCAUGGAGGUGGACUUGUCAGUGGAGAUAGGUUCACUGCCCUCACACCCAUCAUCGAUCUCUUGGAGGGCAUUGACUGCGUGGUGGCGUCUAUUGAGUAUCGCUUGUCACCCGAGAUUCCUCAACCCGGCCCCAGCGAAGAUUGCUAUGCUGGGCUUAUUGUGCUCUUCGGUAUCUCCGGUGGGGGCAUAGUGGCCACGGCGGUAUGUCUCAUGGCUCGAGACCGAAAGAUUCCUUGCGUCCCAAUCAAAGGUCUGAUGUUGUAUGCGCCUCAACUCGACGACCGGUGCGAAACCUUGUCAGAUCAACAAUACGAAUAUGGUAACCCAACCAGCACACCAUGGGUGCGCGCGUGUUGGGAUCUUGCACUCCCCAACAUUCGUGGCACCGACAAAGUUACGCCUUACCAUGCCCCAGCCCGCGCCGAGGACUACUCCAAUAUGCCCCCGACCUACGUCACGCUGGCAGUACAAUUUGCGACCAAUAUGUGGCGUGGUGGAUCUACCUGUGAGCUGCACAUCUGGCCUGGAGCGUAUCAUGUCUUCGAAUUGAUUAACAACCCGGACCACUUGCUCAUUCAGGCAUCGAAGGCGGCGAAAGACAAUUGGUUCAAGAGGAUGAUGACUACGCGAAUCGAGUAG